AUGGCUACUAGACAGAACAGGAAGAUUAGGUUUGGGGACGAUGCGUCCGGUGGGACCGUGGAGGAACCCGGGCCGACGCAGAAGACGCCCAUAAAGGUGCCUCCCAAGUUUUUAGGGCGCCAAAAAGAACGGAUGGGCAAGGCUCCUGUGACGGUAGAGUUUGGAUCAGACGAGGAGAACAGCGAGGAGGAGAACGAAAAGAUCGCGACCGGACGCAAGCCUGUGGACGUGCGGCUCCUGAAACAGAAAGCUGCGAAGCUGCUUUCUGUGCGGGAAUCGCUGCCUGUCUACCAGGUGAAAAACGAGCUUCUGGAACAGGUUCGCUCUGCCAAGGUGUGCGUGCUGAUUGGAGAGACCGGUUCGGGAAAAUCCACCCAGAUCCCACAGUUUCUGAUGGACGAAAACAACAGGGGAAUUGCCGUGACGCAGCCAAGACGAGUGGCGGCCAUUAAUCUUGCAACGAGAGUCUCUGAGGAGUAUGGGUGUGUUCUGGGACGAGAGGUUGGAUACUCGGUGAGAUUCAACAACGUCUCCAGCCGUCAGACGAAACUGAAGUAUAUCACGGAUGGUAUGCUGUUGAGAGAGCUGAUGCUGGACCCGCUGCUGUCCCGCUACAGCACCGUGAUCAUUGAUGAGGCUCACGAAAGAACCAUUCUGACAGACCUGCUGAUAGGUUUUCUGAAGGAUCUCGUGUUCAACAGGCGUUCCGAGGACGAUUUCCAGGUGAUCAUCAUGUCGGCAACUCUGGACGCAGAGAGGUUUUCGCAAUUUUUCAACAACGCCCCGAUUUUCUUCGUCGAAGGACGAAUGUAUCCUGUCGAGAGAUAUUAUCUAGGCCAGCCCGUGGAAGACAUCGUGGACACGGUUGUCAGGACGGUCGUUCACCUGAACCAGACGGAGCCGACAGGAGACAUUUUGUGCUUCUUGGCCGGCCAGGAGGACAUCGACAAAGCGGUGGACACACUGGACAAGCUUGCUCCCGUUUUGCCCAAGGAGGCACCUAUUUUGGUGCCGAUGCCGCUGUAUGCCGCGUUGCCGUCGCACGUGCAAAUGGAGGUGUUCAGGCCGGUCAAGACGAACCAGCGAAAGGUCAUCCUGGCCACCAAUAUCGCAGAAACGUCUGUCACUGUGCCGGGCAUCCGGUACGUGGUGGACUCUGGGCUGCGGAAGGUGAAGGUCUGGAGACACCAGUUGGGCCUGUCGACGCUGCUCAUUGCGCCGAUCUCCAAAGCGUCGGCGGCCCAGCGUGCAGGCCGUGCUGGCAGAGAGGCGCCUGGAAAAUGCUACAGACUGUACCGAGAGACAGAUUAUUUCAAACUGAGCAACAACACGGAACCGGAGAUUUUGCGCUCGGACGUGAUUUCGCCGGUGCUCAUGCUGAAAAAGAUGGGGGUGAACGACAUUCUGGGCUGGCACUGGCUCGAGAACCCGGGCCGCGAGAGCCUGGUGGCUGCAUUGCAGCAACUUUAUUCUCUGAACGCCCUGAACGACAGGGGCCAGAUCACAGAGCUGGGCGAAAAAAUGGUGGUUUUGCCGGUGGCGCCGCACCUGGCAGCCGUCUUGAUCCGCGCACACGAGCUGGGGUGUCUGGGCCCCGUCAUAGACAUUGUGGCGUGUCUUUCCGUAGACAAUCUGCUCAUGUCUCCUCCGAGCGAGAGAAGAGAUGAGGUGAACGAGCGCAGGAAGGACACGUGCAAACUGGGCACGAUCUACGGCGAUCUGCUGAUGCUGAAGGAGCUGUUCGACCUGUAUGUCUCGCUCGCAGACAGCACAGAGCGCAAGGAAUGGUGCAAACAGCUGUGCAUCAAUUUCAAAGGCUUCAAGGACGUUCUGCGUGUGCGCAGACAAAUUGCCGAGUACAUGGGUAUGCUGAAGAUGCACGAGAGCGACGGCUCGCUCGAUGCGAAGCUCGUGCUCAAGGCGUUCCUGUGUGGGUUCCUCACCAACACAGCCAUCGGAAUGCCCGACAGAAGCUACCGCACUGUGGCGACGGGCGACCUGGUGAGCGUGCACCCGUCGUCGCUGCUAUUUGGCCAGCGGAAGCCGGCUAUCAUGUACAUCGAGUACGUAUACACGGUCAAGGGCUACGCACGGGCGGUCUCCACGAUCGAGCUCGAAUGGCUGCAGGAGGUUGCACCGCAUCUCCUGGGUAGCAGAGAAAAAAUAAAAUAG
This is a messenger RNA of Ogataea haglerorum, 2172 nucleotides long. RefSeq lists its product as uncharacterized. Gene Ontology annotation, molecular function: RNA binding; ATP binding. NCBI's taxonomy places the organism in Eukaryota, Fungi, Ascomycota, Pichiomycetes, Pichiales, Pichiaceae. The record is from RefSeq and is a predicted model, not a curated record. The transcript has a single exon. Gene Ontology annotation, cellular component: catalytic step 2 spliceosome; intracellular anatomical structure. The coding region runs from base 1 to 2172 and encodes 723 amino acids.